Molecule: messenger RNA, 1349 nt
Organism: Oncorhynchus gorbuscha (pink salmon)
Lineage: Eukaryota; Metazoa; Chordata; Actinopteri; Salmoniformes; Salmonidae
Product: AP-1 complex subunit sigma-3-like
Exons: 7
Coding region: 215-802 (195 amino acids)
Biological process (GO): vesicle-mediated transport; intracellular protein transport
Cellular component (GO): intracellular membrane-bounded organelle; membrane coat; AP-1 adaptor complex
Molecular function (GO): clathrin-cargo adaptor activity
Source: RefSeq, a predicted model, not a curated record
GAAGGGAGGAGUUGUACCCGUUCAGCUCGGAGGUCAGCGAGCGUUCUGGAGGAACAACGACAGAUAUGCGCCCUUUCAGUUGUCAGACACGCUGUGCGAGGUGAAACUAUUUUACUAACUUUUAUUUACUAAAAACGAUCCCCCCCAAAAUCCUCAAAGUGGCUGUAACACAACAAGAUGUGGAAAACAAUCAAGGGGUGUGAAUACUUUCUGAAUGCCCUGUAUACGUCUCCCUACAUUUAGAAAGAUGCGUUUCCUGCUCCUCUUCAGUCGCCAGGGCAAGCUCCGUCUCCAGAAGUGGUUCACGCCCAUCCCCGAGCGAGAGAAGAAGAAGAUCACCAGGGACAUGACCACCAUGGUGUUGGCACGGAAACCACGCUCCUGCAACUUCCUGCACUGGAAAGACCUAAAGAUUGUCUACAAGAGGUAUGCCAGUCUGUAUUUCUGCUGUGGUCUGGAUGCUGAGGAGAAUGAACUUCUGGCCUUGGAGAUGCUGCAUCGCUAUGUGGAGCUGUUGGACAAGUACUUUGGCAACGUGUGUGAGCUGGACAUCAUCUUUAACUUUGAAAAGGCCUGCUUCAUCCUGGAUGAGUUUCUAUUAGGGGGAGAGGUGCAGGAGACUUCCAAACUAGUGGUGGCCCGCUCCGUCGAGGCCUCGGACAUGCUACAGGAGAAACAGAGACUGAUGGAGAUUAUACUUCUAUUUCCUUUAUUCUUCAGUUGCUACCAUGGAGGAAUACAUGAGCAAGCCUGCAUUCUAACACUGGGGGAAAUGGAUCUACACACACCGGAAGGAAUCUGAACGAUUACAGACCUGGAAGUCUUACUACUGUACAGAACCAUGGAGUUAUGAGUUCUAGAAUGAUGUGUCUGAAUCUGUGUCCUGAGGCAGGCAGGAAGUGUUUUUAAGUAGGGAAGUGCAUCCUGUUUCUGCAAAUAGGACAAUAACAUGAUGACCAAUAAAUUGGUAGGAGACACUCAUUGAUUGAGCUAUUAUCAAAUGUAUAUUGAUACUGUAUGAUCACCCAUCCCUCUUGCUCGUCGAUGUACAUUGAGGUUACUGAAAACUGUGGUUAUGACAAUCAUUAAAAUCAAUACUCACAUUUUUUUUCUCCAAAAUAUGUACUCUGUAUUGACAUUUUAAGAAGUGCCUUUUUAGAAAUAUGUAUUUGAAGUUGUGUUUUAAAUGCAUCUUGUAGACUAGCCUUUUUCUGUGUGACUUGUUGUAUGAUUAUAUCUUGGAAAGGGAGUGAUUAUUUAUCUGGGUGAAUGUCACAGUUUUUUUUUAUAUAACUAAUUAUGGAUCUUGAAUGGUGAAGACUUUUGGAAUUAAAAUGUGUAUUUUGAUA